This is a messenger RNA of Ilex paraguariensis (yerba mate), 3723 nucleotides long. The record is from the annotation of a GenBank genome assembly. Lineage: Eukaryota; Viridiplantae; Streptophyta; Magnoliopsida; Aquifoliales; Aquifoliaceae.
AGGGUUUGACACCUUAUGAAAAGAAGAAGUAUGUUUGGAAAAUGCUUUACAUUUAUAUGCUUGGUUAUGACGUGGAUUUUGGUCACAUGGAAGCUGUUUCUUUGAUAUCUGCACCAAAAUACCCUGAAAAGCAGGUUGGAUACAUAGUGACAUCGUGUUUGCUCAAUGAGAAUCACGACUUUUUGAGAUUAGCAAUUAAUGCGGUCCGCAAUGAUAUCAUUGGUCGGAAUGAAACAUUUCAGUGCCUGGCGUUGACCUUGGUAGGGAACAUUGGUGGGAGGGAUUUUGCUGAAUCACUAGCACUCGAUGUUCAAAAGUUGCUUAUUUCCAGUAGUUGCAGACCGCUUGUGAGAAAGAAGGCCGCAUUGUGUCUCCUCCGCCUCUUUAGGAAAAAUCCGGAUGUCGUCAAUGUAGAUGGCUGGUCAGAUCGGAUGGCACAGCUAUUAGAUGAACGUGAUUUGGGUGUUUUGACAUCUUCGAUGAGCCUUCUUGUUGCUUUAGUGUCCAAUGACCAUGAUUCAUACUGGAGUUGUCUUCCAAAGUGUGUCAAAAUAUUGGAAAGGCUUGCUAGAAACCAAGAUGUUCCUCAAGAGUACACUUACUAUGGUAUCCCAUCUCCCUGGCUUCAGGUUAAGACAAUGAGGGCUCUUCAGUAUUUUCCCACUAUUGAAGAUCCAAACACUAGAAGAUCAUUGUUUGAGGUUUUACAACGGAUACUAAUGGGAACUGAUGUUGUGAAAAAUGUGAACAAGAACAAUGCAUCACAUGCUGUUCUCUUUGAAGCCCUUGCUCUUGUCAUGCAUCUAGAUGCUGAAAAGGAAAUGAUGUCUCAGUGUGUUGCCUUGCUUGGGAAAUUUAUUGCUGUGCGUGAGCCAAACAUUCGGUAUCUUGGUUUGGAGAAUAUGAGUAGGAUGUUGAUGGUUACAGAUGUUCUGGACAUUAUCAAAAGACAUCAAGCCCAAAUCAUCACCUCAUUAAAGGAUCCUGACAUCAGUAUUCGGAGACGUGCCCUUGAUCUGCUAUAUGGCAUGUGCGAUGUUUCUAAUGCAAAGGACAUUGUUGAAGAAUUAUUGCAGUAUCUCAGCACAGCUGACUUUGCAAUGCGUGAAGAAUUGGCAUUAAAAGCUGCCAUUCUUGCAGAGAAAUUUGCCCCUGAUCUGUCAUGGUAUGUGGAUGUGAUCCUUCAAUUGAUUGACAAGGCAGGAGAUUUUGUCAGUGAUGACAUAUGGUUUCGUGUUGUGCAGUUUGUCACAAACAACGAGGAUCUACAGCCUUAUGCAGCAGUGAAAGCCAGGGAAUAUCUAGACAAGCCUGCUAUACAUGAGACAGUGGUCAAGGUCAGUGCCUAUAUUCUUGGAGAAUACAGCCAUCUUCUGGCCAGACGGCCUGGUUGCAGUCCAAAGGAGAUUUUUAGCAUCAUACAUGAGAAGCUUCCUACUGUUUCGACUUCGACGAUUGCUAUUCUACUUUCAACAUAUGCGAAGAUUUUGAUGCAUACUCAACCCCCAGACUUGGAACUACAGAAUCAAAUUUGGGCAAUAUUCAGCAAAUAUGAGGGUUGCAUUGAUGUUGAGAUACAACAACGGGCUGUUGAAUACUUUGCAUUGAGUAGGAAAGGCGCAGCUUUAUCAGAUAUAUUAGCUGAAAUGCCCAAGUUCCCUGAACGGCAGUCUGCAUUAAUCAAAAAAGCUGAAGAUACUGAAGCCGAUGCUGCGGAGCAAAGUGCUAUCAAGUUACGGGCGCAGCAGCAGACUUCUAAUGCUUUGGUUGUGACUGACCAACGUCCGGCUAAUGGAACACCUCCUGUGACCCAACUUAGUCUUGUUAAGAUGCCUAGCAUGAGCAAUGUGGAUCAUAACCCUGCAGAGCAAGGGGUGUCUCAGGCCAAUGGGACUCUAAGUGUUGUGGAUCCUCAACCAUCUAGACCUUCAGAUGAUAAUAUUGGCGAUCUUUUAGUUCCACUGGCUAUUGAAGGCCCUCCUGGUUCUGCUACGCUAUCUGGGCAUAGUCCCGUCUUUGGAUUUGGAGGUGCUCCAAAUGCAGAGGAUGCUUUAGCCAUUGCACCUGUCGAAGAGCAGAUAAACACUGUCCAGCCAAUAGGAAAUAUUGCAGAAAGAUUUCAUGCUUUAUGCCUGAAGGAUAGUGGGGUGUUGUAUGAGGAUCCUUAUAUUCAGAUUGGCAUUAAGGCUGAGUGGCGGGUGCAUCAGGGACGACUUGUCCUCUUCUUGGGUAACAAGAAUACUGCCCCACUUGUUUCAGUUCAAGCAUUGAUAUUGCCGCCAUCUCAUUUGAAGAUGGAGCUCUCAUUGGUACCCGAAACUAUUCCUCCACGGGCACAGGUGCAAUGCCCACUUGAAGUGGUCAACCUCCGCCCAAGUAGGGAUGUUGCUGUUCUCGACUUCUCCUACAAGUUUGGAACCAACGUGGUUAAUGUUAAACUUCGCCUACCUGCUAUUUUAAAUAAAUUUUUCCAGCCCAUAACAGUGUCUGCCGAAGAAUUUUUCCCCCAAUGGAGAUCACUUUCUGGACCCCCCUUGAAACUUCAAGAAGUGGUUAGAGGUGUGAGAUCAAUGUCUCUCGUGGAGAUGGCAAACUUAUUUAACAGUUUCAGGUUGAUGGUUUGUCCGGGACUUGAUCCAAACACAAAUAAUUUGAUUGCAAGCACUACAUUCUAUUCAGAGAGUACACGAGCCAUGUUGUGUUUGGUAAGAAUUGAAACAGAUCCUGCAGACAGAACCCAGCUGCGUAUGACAGUUGCCUCAGGGGACCCUACACUAACGUUUGAGUAUGUCUUCAGUGUCCAACUUUAUAAUUUUUACUUCAUUUCUACUACAAAACAUCAUCUGACCACUUCUGUCCAGAUUGAAGGAGUUCAUCAAGGAACAAUUAAUUAGCAUUCCUACAGCUUCCCGGGCACCUUCACCAGUGUCUCUGCAAGCUCAACCAGCUGAGCCUCCACAACCUUUGCCAACCAGCUCACCAGCUGCACUAUCAGAUCCUGGGGCUAUGCUUGCCGGUCUUCUUUGAGAAAGUGGAUAUGAUUUAUUCAAGAUUUGUUCACUACAACACAUGUAAACCUGAUUAUACAGCAAUGCCCAUCAAUCCGUCCCUGAAAGUCAGAGGUGGGCAAGGAAAAAUACAAUGCCAGGGCUGGCGGGAUUAGGGGUGAGUUUGCAUGCGUUAGGCUUAGCAUUAGAGUUUUUGGGAGUUGGUUCAGGGUUUUGAGAUUCUUCUCUUACAAUUACAGUGCGCAAGGGUGAGGUUCUCUUUUUUAUUUUAGGGUGAGGGUCUGUUAUUAUUAUUCUUUAUUUCCCCUUCCAUUCCAUUUUUUUCCCUCGUAUCUGGCCAGGUUUCACUCGGGUUCUGUAAUACCAAUAGCAUAUGAAAAAUUGCUUCAAGUGAACUGAUUGUAACUAAUGCAUCAUUUUGUUUUGGAGUCCAUAUGUAUUUUUCAUUCAGAGCAAUUCCGAAUGUGAAAAAAACGGUGUGGCCUUUGUAUUUGUCUUUCUAUUUGUGGUUUUCCUGAAAGAUUGAUGGGAAAAACAUUUGGCUCAAUUCUUGAACCCGAUUACACUUAUCUUUUUCUUUUGGUUGGGAUCAGCGGAGAAACUUGUUUGCUUAUAGUUACUUUGGAGUUUCAAUUGCACAGUUUUGCAAAAACUUCACGCUUCUCAAUUGAUAUAUGGAUAUGAUUCCAUGCAUGUAUCUGUUUUGUUAAAAUUA